Molecule: messenger RNA, 1191 nt
Organism: Penicillium paradoxum
Lineage: Eukaryota; Fungi; Ascomycota; Eurotiomycetes; Eurotiales; Aspergillaceae
Gene: tif1
Product: putative eukaryotic translation initiation factor 4
Exons: 5
Coding region: 1-1191 (396 amino acids)
Molecular function (GO): RNA binding; RNA helicase activity; ATP binding
Source: RefSeq, a predicted model, not a curated record
AUGGCUGACAAGGGUCUUGAGGAUCUCGCCGAGGGGCAGAUCGAGUCUAACUACGAUGAGGUUACCGACUCAUUCGAUGCUAUGGACCUGAAGCCCGAGCUGCUUCGCGGUGUCUACGCCUACGGUUUCGAGCGCCCCUCUGCUAUCCAGCAGCGCGCCAUCAUGCCCAUCAUCAAGGGCAACGAUGUUAUCGCCCAGGCUCAGUCCGGUACCGGUAAGACCGCUACCUUCUCUAUCUCUGCUCUGCAGAAGAUCGACCCCGAGGUCAAGGCUUGCCAGGCCCUUAUCCUUGCUCCCACCCGUGAGUUGGCUCAGCAGAUCCAGAAGGUCGUUGUUGCCAUCGGUGACUUCAUGUCCCUUGACUGCCACGCCUGUAUCGGUGGUACCAACGUCCGUGAGGAUAUGAACGCUCUCCGCGCCGGUCCCCAGGUCGUUGUCGGUACCCCCGGCCGUGUCCACGACAUGAUCCAGCGCCGUGUCCUCUCCACCACCGCCAUGAAGCUCUUCAUUCUCGAUGAGGCUGAUGAGAUGCUGUCCCGUGGUUUCACCGAGCAGAUCUACGACAUCUUCCAGCUCCUCCCCCAGUCCACCCAGGUCACCCUCCUUUCCGCUACCAUGCCCCAGGACGUCCUCGAGGUCACCACCAAGUUCAUGCGCGACCCCGUCCGUAUCCUUGUCAAGAAGCAGGAACUUACCCUUGAGGGUAUUAAGCAGUUCUACAUCGCUGUUGAGAAGGAGGAGUGGAAGCUCGACACCCUUUCCGAUCUCUACGAGACCGUUACCAUUACCCAGGCCGUCAUUUUCUGCAACACCCGCCGAAAGGUCGACUGGCUCACCGACAAGCUCACUGCCCGUGAUUUCACUGUCUCCGCCAUGCACGGUGAUAUGGAGCAGGGUCAGCGUGAUGUGAUUAUGAAGGAGUUCCGUUCCGGUUCUUCCCGUGUCCUGAUCGCCACCGAUCUGUUGGCCCGUGGUAUCGAUGUCCAGCAGGUUUCCCUGGUCAUCAACUACGAUCUCCCCGCCAACCGUGAGAACUACAUUCACCGUAUCGGUCGUGGUGGUCGUUUCGGUCGUAAGGGUGUUGCCAUCAACUUCGUCACCGCUGAUGAUGUUCGCAUGCUCCGCGAGAUCGAGCAGUUCUACUCCACCCAGGUUGAGGAGAUGCCCAUGAACGUGGCUGACCUCAUCUAA